ACAGCUAUCCACAGUUUAUACGACGGAAUUGCUGGAAAUGCCGGAGUGGCAAUGACAACAUGGAUCCUGACAGUGGGGUGGAAGCGCAGCGAGCUGUCAGUCUGCAGUGGAAAAGCUACAAGCUGAUCCAGGACCCGGCCAUCCGCAGGGUCGCCCAGAAAGUCUACCGCUACGAUGGGGUGCACUUCAGCGUGCCGGACUCGGGGUUCACCCCAGUGGGGGAUCUGCGGGACCCCCGACCUCGCAGGAUCUGGUCCAAACGUGCAGAGCUGUCCCUACCGGUGCCCAGAUUUAAGCUGGACGAGUUCUACGUGGGUCCGAUCCCCCUGAAGGAAGUGACCUUCGCGCACCUGAAUGACAACAUCCGGGAGCCCUUCUUGGCGGAGAUGUGCGCCAAGUUUGGCGAGGUGGAAGAGAUGGAGAUUCUGUUCCACCCGAAGACACGCAAGCACUUGGGCCUGGCCCGCGUUCUUUUCACCAGCACCAGGGGUGCUAAGGACACCGUCAAGCACCUGCACAACACUUCUGUGAUGGGCAACAUCGUCCACGCGCAGCUGGACAUCCGAGGCCAGCAGAGGAUGAAGUAUUAUGACCUGAUAGUGAAUGGUACCUACACCCCUCAGACCGUCCCCACUGGAGGGAAGGCCCUCUCUGAGAAGUGCCCGCCGUCUGCGCCCGCCAACCCCGACACGUCUUCUGACGUCCGGCGCAGGCUCUCCGUCGACUUCAUGGGCCCGAGUGUGCCCCCCCUCACCCCAGGCAGCACCACCCCUUGCUCCGCCGAUACCGGUUUCAGUGAGCCGCGCCUGGACACGCCUCCUUCCUCCCUGGGAGGGCCCUUCACCCCGGGUUCCUCUGCAUCUUCCCAGGGCGGGGGCACGCCCUACACUCCUCGCUCUGGGACUCCCUUCUCCCAGGACUCGGCCUUCAGCAGCAGGCAUGGGAGUCUGGGUUACGGAGGAGCCGCCGGUGCUAUGAGCAGUAGUUACCCUUCUCAGGACAUGUUGCCCUCUUCCUCCUGCUCCUCUUCUGCUGUCUCCUCGUCUUCCUCCAUCGGGGGAUACAAGACCUCACGCUACCUUGAUGAAAUGCAUGCACCUCCCCAGGAGGGGCCCCCCUACCACUGGGGUCGCCCCCCUUACCCUCCACCUGUCUCAUACCGCCCCAGUGAGCCGCCUCCUUACCCCGCCUAUCACAAUGCUGGGGGCAGCGGGCAGCAUUUGCACCUCCACCCUCCACUUCCUCCUCCCCCUCCUCCUCCUCCCACGUCCCAGUACGAAUCCCCCAUGGUCUUGGAGAGGGACAGGGAGCGAGAGAGGGACCGGGACAGAGACAGGGACUCCGUGGGCCGGUACCCGGCCGGGGUAGGCUCCCGGCGCUCCUCCUAUCACCAUCAGCCGCCAGAGGCCGGCAUGGCCUCCAAGUCGUCCUCCUAUCAUUCCCAUCACCAUCACCACCACCAUUCGGAGCGCCGGGAUGAGAGGGGCUACCGCAGCGGGAGCAGUGGGGGCAGCUCCAGCUCGCGAUCCGGAGACCAUGGCCACCAGAGACACAGGAAUCACCACCAUUCCCACAACCACCAUGGCGGGGGCAGCCGGCGCAGGGGCAGCCGGGACAGGGAGCGGGAUCGAGACAGAGAGCGGGAUCGAGAGCGGGACAGGGAGCGCGAGCGGGAUGGCGAGUUCCCCAGCAGCUCGGACCUGCGCUAUGCCCCCGGUGGCUCCGGCCCCGGCCGUCCGGCCACACCCAUGUCCUCCAACAGCCUGUCCCCGCUCCCCUCCUCUUUCCCUUUCACGUCAAAAGACACGCCGGUUCCCGAGCAGGAGCCCAGCUCAGCGUACCGCCCACCGGGGAGGGAGCGUGGACCAGCAGGUGAUAAGGACUACCGCCAUCAGACCCCUGUCGCACCGCCGCCGCCGCCCCCGCCACCUCCCCCAUUGCCCCCAGCGUCAGUCAUUGCGGCAGCAGUCGCAGAGAGCUAUGGUCCUACAGGCUAUGAUCAGGAAAGCCCCCCACCUGAGGAGCAGUGGGCCAAGCUGAAACGUCGGCCCAGCACGCCGCCAUUGCCUCCUCAGACAUCCCUCUCCUCCAAGCCUGUCCCAUCCUCUCCUGCCCAUCCCUCCAUCACCUCCUCCUCCUCGCCAUCCUCUACCUCCGUUCCCCUCCACGGCCCACCGCUGUCUCCCCCCAGUCCCGCCGCUGACCGCAAUUCGUCAUCUCCGGAGCCAGACUCCACCAACGAGAGCCUGCCGUUCGUCUACCAUAGCAGCAGCCUGGACUCCCGAAUCGAGAUGCUCCUGAAAGAGCAGAAAGCCAAGUUCUCCUUCCUGGCGUCAGAUGACGAGGAUGAGGAAAAGAGGGACGAGAAGCGUGCCGACGGGGAUGAAGCCCAUGCCAGGGGAGUCCCCGCGGAUGGUUCUGGGGAGAGGGUCUGUGAGGGUGAGGUGAAAGAGGGCGGCGGUGAGGAACGAGACCGGCGCAGGAGGCGCGAGGGGAACAGAGGGUCGGGCGAAGCAGAUGGUGGCCGCGCACGCCGAAAGGCAGAGCGGGAGAGAGAUCGUGAAGGGCGCCGCAGGAGGGCGAGGAAGGAGGGCGGAGGUGAAGGCAGGAGGAGCCCGGCAGUGGCCACCGCCCCUUCUUCCACCUCCUCAGCCCACUCACCUCCCCCAGAGGCCGCCUCAAGUCAGCCGGGCCCUGACCAAGAAGAGGACCCCAGCUCCGGGUCAGCUGACCCUCGUAAGAGACAUGGAGCACACACGCCCCCAACUCUCAACGGACAGGGCCAGGCUUCUCCCCGCUCCUCUGGUGAGGACAUGGAGAUUUCGGAUGAAGAUGAAAAUCCGGUGCCGGCCGGCACUUCUCACCACACCGCCCUUCCCUCCUCCUCGUCCUCACCCACCCCCUCAUCUCAGUCUGUUCCACCCUCCCAGACCCCCGACCCCUCGUCUUCUCCCCCUCCCCUCUCCGAGUCCACUCAGCACUUUGGCAAUGUCCUGCCCCCACCCAUGCCCUCAUAUCCACCCCACCUGCCCCCGCCGCCACCACACGGCUUCUCCCUCCAGCCCCCUCCUCCCCCCGGGCUCCCCCCACCCCUAGCGCACAUGGAUCUCCACCCGGAGUUCCCACCUCCCAUCCCCCCGCACAUCUACGACUACAGCCGCUCCAUGGAGCUGAUGAGCCAGUACAGCGGAGGGGCCCCCAUGUCCUUCCAGAUGCAGACGCAGAUGCUGAGUCGGCUGCACCAGCUGCGCAUGUCCUCCAGCAAUGGCGCAGCAGCCCCCGGCGAGCCACCCCCGUCAGACUACCCCCCAUCUUUCCCGCACGACUUGCCCCACCUGCACUCCCUCCCUUCUCACCCUCACCCCCCUCACCCGCACCAUCCCUACAUGGACCAAGAGGGAAGCGGCACUCCCUUUGACCAAGACCACCGCUACAUGCCUCCGCCAAUUCCGUACCCGUUUGCUGACCCUCACGCCCCCCAGUUGCCGCCCCCGCCCCACCACGGCCUCCCGCCACCCCCCUCCUCCUGGCCCCCUCACCUGGUCCCUCCUCACUUCCCCUCUUACUUGCACCCACCCCCUGGGGCUCCAGCACCAUCCCACUUUGGCCCGCUGUCGCCAUCGGCCAGCUCCUCCUCGUUUGCAGCUCAGUUUAGUGCCGUGGGCGGCCCACAGGUGCCCCUGCUCCCGCAGCACCCCCACGAGGCCACCGUGCGUCUGGUCCUGGCCGCACUCAUCCAGGAGAUGAAGAGCAUUGUACAGAGGGACCUUACCCGCAAGAUGGUGGAGAACAUCGCCUUCGGCACCUUCGACGAGUGGUGGGAGCGCAAGGAGAGGAAGGCCAAGCCCUUCCAGACGACGGUGCGGGGUGUUUCGGCCAGCCGAGGGGAGGAGGAGAAAAAGGAGAAGGAGGAGAAGGAGAAGGAGAAGGCCAGCAGCCGGCCACGCGAGCCCCUGCUCUCCCUGGUGGACUGGGCCAAGAGUGGCGGGCUGGAGGGCUUCUCCCUGCGGGGGGCGCUCCGCCUGCCUUCCUUCAAGGUGAAGAGGAAGGAGCCCCUAGAGCUCCAGGAGGGGGUGGACAUGAAGAGGCCCCGCCCAUCCACUCCCCCCGACGAGGAGGACGAGGACUCAUACCAGGAGAAGGGUCCGGACGCCCUGGGUGGGCGCGGCGAGGAGGAUGGCGACCCCAGGGCCACGCGGGAGAGGCGCAGGGGGCAAAAGAGGAUGAGGCGGCAGAAACAGUUCGAGCUGGACAGCGAGGGAGAGGAGACAUCCGACACCUCCUCCUCCGACAAGGAGGAUGAUGAAGAUGAGGAAGACAGCGAUAAGGAGGAUGACUCUGAGGACGAGGCGGUGAGCGGCGACAGUGAUGACGAGAGCGAGUCCUCGUCCUCUUCAGAAAGUGGCUCCUCAUCCUCCUCAUCCUCGUCUUCCUCCUCGGAGGAUGAAGAGGAUGAUGAAGAGGGGGUCACGAGGCCGGGGGAGAGUGAGGGAGUGGACACCAUGGACGAGUCCACUAUGGACAGCGCCAUCUUGGAUGUGGAGCGGGAGGACGAGAGGAUCCGUCUCCAGGGGGCGACCACCAGCGCCGAAGGCAGGAGGGGAUCUGAUGCCAGAGCAGCUAAAGGCGACGCACGCAAGGCUGAAACCGAGAAGCAGGCGGCCCAAAGCGGCCCAGGCUUACGCCGCCCCCCCUCGCCCCCACCUCCCCGGCCUUCUUCCCCCAUCCCUCUGCUGCCCCCCCUCAAAAAGCGCCGCAAGACCGUCUCCUUCUCCACGGAGGAGGUUGACGGCAAAGCCACACAGGCCCCCGCCCUCUCCAUGCCCCCCACAUCCCCAUCUGCGUCCCCGGCCCCCACACAAUCUCUACUUCUGUCGCCUGUCCGAGCUCAGCCGCCGGAGUCCAUCCUGACCUCCUUCUCCCCUGUCGCUCCGCCUGCUGCUCCGUCCGCAGCCCCCACCAGUACCCGGCCCCCACCGGUGCUCCUCCCCUUUGCUUCCAAGCCUGGGGAAGGUGGAGCACUCUCCCCGUCUCCUUCAGCGGGUUCAGUGCUCACCGUGCCACCACCAGUCCGCUCCCUCCGUCCAGACGAGCCGAAGAAAAGCCCCGGGGCAGCCGCUCCCCCCCCCACUCCCCCAGCCAAGUCCCCACCAGCUUCCAGGAGGGGCGCCGCCAAGGAGACGCCCCCAAAGUCCCUGCUGGUCCCGCCUCCACCUGUCUGUCAGACGGUGCAGAACCUGCCCCCCGACCACGCCUCCAUGGUGAGGACAUUCUAUGAGGAGCCGGCUCCCGUACUCCCUAUCCCAUCUCCUGUCCCAGCCCCCAGGGGUCGCCCCCGAGGCCGUCCUCGGACCGUCAGUCUGUCGGCCACUGCGCCGCCCCCCAUGUCACAGGUGAGCCCCGAGGGUGAGGACGGAGCAGAGAGGGGGCACAGGUUGCGUCUGCGCGAACAACUGGGUGCCACUGGCCUGUUGCAGCUGGCAGGGACCCCAAGCACGGGCACGGCACCCACCCCCGACCUCACCGUUCUGGCUGACGUGGCUCUCAAGCUGGAGCCCGAGGCUCAGGACUCGGAGGAGACGGAGACGUCAGACGAGGCGGAAGAACAGCAGCAGGCGCUAGGACCAGAGGGGGGGAGUCUAGCUGCGGGAAGCAGGAUCACGCUUCACCCCGAGGGCCAGUUUGUCUGGCUGGAGCACAACUACUGCAAGCCCCAGGUGCACCCUGCCGCUCCAGCCACUGCUGGCCAGAAGAAGGCCAAAGCGGAGCCCCACCCAGUGCUGCUCCCUGCAGACAUCAACCACCACGCCAUGUCCGGUGUGCUGGAGGCACCGGAGGAGGUCGUGGGGGAGCCACAACCAUUCAAGGAGGAGAUUUCGGAUCUCUACCCGCCCCUAGGAACUCUGACUGGGGUCGUGCUUCUGGGCGAGGCUAGGGAUGCUGAAACCAAGGCCCCCGUGGCCCCUGCUGCCAUCGCACCCCCAGUCAAGCGUAGGGGCCCAGCGGCCAGGGAAGCAGAUCAGGAGGAGCAGGAGAAAGGGAGGAGCAAGGGGAGGAAGAAGAGGAGGAAGGAGAAGCAGGAGCAGCAGCAGGCAAAGAAGAAAGAGAGACUGAGCAAGAAGGAGAAGAAGAGGAAGUUGGAGGAGCUAGAGCUGGAGGAGGUGGACGUGGAGCAGCUGGAGCCCGGUGAGCCAUCCGAAUCUGAUGAGUCGGAUGAGGAUGAGGAGUGGCGUGAGCCGGAGGAGGCGAGGAAGCCCGAGCGGCGCAGGUCCCGGCCCAAGGCCUCCGCCAUGCUCCCGACACCGACUCGCACCUUCCAGCCACGCAGCGAGUUUGAGCAGAUGACCAUCCUGUAUGAUAUCUGGAACGUGGGCCUGGAUGUGGAGGACAUGCGGCUGUUGAAGGUGACCUACGAGAAGCUGCUGCAGGAGGACCCCAGCACGGACUGGCUCAACGACACGCACUGGGUGCACCACACUGUCACCAACAUCCCCAACCCCCGGCGCAAGAAGAAGAACCCAGAUGAGCAGCUGCGGGAGCACGUGACAGGCUGUGCCCGCAGCGAGGGCUACUAUGCCAUCAGCCGCAAGGAGAAGGACAUCUACCUCGACCUGUACCCCGGCUCAGCGCAGGAGCUCGACUAUGACAACCUGGCCACCAACCGCGUGCUAUCAGAACGUCGCUCCGAGCAGCGCCGGCUUCUCAGCGCCAUCGGCACGCAGGCCGUCAUGGACUCUGAUUUGCUGAAGCUCAACCAGCUCAAGUUCCGCAAGAAGAAGCUCCGCUUCGGCCGCAGCCGGAUCCACGAGUGGGGGCUGUUCGCCAUGGAGCCCAUCGCUGCCGACGAAAUGGUCAUCGAGUAUGUGGGGCAGAACAUCAGACAGAUGGUCGCUGACAAUCGGGAGAAGCGCUACGCCCAGGAAGGCAUUGGCAGCAGCUACCUGUUCCGGGUCGACCACGACACCAUUAUCGACGCUACCAAGUGUGGCAACCUGGCCCGAUUCAUCAAUCACUGCUGCACUCCAAACUGCUACGCGAAGGUGAUCACCAUCGAGUCCCAGAAGAAGAUCGUCAUCUACUCCAAGCAGCCCAUUGGCAUCAAUGAGGAGAUCACCUAUGAUUACAAAUUCCCCAUUGAGGAGAAUAAGAUCCCCUGCCUGUGUGGGACGGAGAACUGUCGCGGCACGCUCAACUGAUGCCCCCCCCCGGAGGCCCCUGUUUUGAGCAAACACGCACAUGACCCCCCCCCCCCCCCCCCAAGGCACAUUGACCUCUUUUAAUAACUGGGUGAAAAGGGGGUGACCGUGUAACAA
Brienomyrus brachyistius is the source of this 7313-nucleotide messenger RNA. It is a transcript of the gene setd1a, whose product is annotated as SET domain containing 1A, histone lysine methyltransferase. The record is from RefSeq and is a predicted model, not a curated record. Gene Ontology annotation, cellular component: Set1C/COMPASS complex. Lineage: Eukaryota; Metazoa; Chordata; Actinopteri; Osteoglossiformes; Mormyridae. Gene Ontology annotation, molecular function: protein binding; histone H3K4 methyltransferase activity; RNA binding.